UGGAUUUAAUUUAUUGCAAUUCAAGUUUUAAAAUGUCAAAAAGAAAAUGCAAAAGUGCAAUUUUCGAUUAUCUCAAGUCCACUUACAGCGAACUGCCUCUUUCUGAAAAUUUGACUUCUUAUCAGCUAUGUUUAAAAGAAUAUGUUAUUCAUUUGUAUAAUCAAAAUGGAUUUUCAGCUACUAAAACAGAAAAUUUUUUUUUGAAAGAUUUGGUCUCUGCAAAUGAGUCUCAGCCUCAGCAAAUACGAAUACUGUUUCCUGAUCUAGAAAAUAACAAGGCAGCAGAUAUUGAAGACAUUCUUUUUGGUGAUGUUAUUGGACGAAAUAUCUGCCACAUGUGGUAUGAUUCUGUCACUAACACUCAGGAAAUCUACUAUGGGCGAACUCUUAGAUUUAAAAAAAAUAAUAUUGUUGUAUAUAUCAUUUCUUACUGUAAACCAAAGGAGCGUGAGGACGAGGAUGCUAAUGAGUUUGAUAUGAAUAAAUAUCAACUUUCUGCUGAUAUGUGUAUACAUGUGUGUGAUUUGGCGUUAUCAGAUAAUACGAGAUCAAUGCUUUAACGAUAAUAUGCAUCUUUUGACUUUCUAUUAUUCAGCUAAACUCUUCAAAAAAAUAAAAUGGCUAUUUUCAUAGUCACAAUUUUCUUUAGAUUAUUAUUAGGCAUUAUUUCGCCCCUCAGGAUUUUGUGAAGCACCUAAGUACUAAUUGAAAAUAAAAUAAUAACUAUACAAAAAAAUAGAUAGAAGAUAGAAAGAAGAUAGAAGUUAUAAAUAAAUUCACCAUUUAAAGGCACCAAUAAAUUUAGUAACCAUAGCACAGUGGUUUAGCAGUUGUUGCGCAGUGGUUUGAGCAUUGGACUCGUAAUUCAAGGUUUGCUGGUUCGAUCUCAGCUCGAAGCAAUUAAACGUUAUUGGUGAAGUUGGAAACAGAAAGUUAUCUUAAUAAAUGCUAUUCUUCAUGUGGCGGUACUUGGUGACAAGACCAUUUAGACUUCUUAGAGCACCUUAAUAACUAAAAAAAAAAGUUUUAAGAUUUAAGAGGAGUAAGGACCUUACCACUUUUUAUUCGGCUAAUUAUUUUUAUAUUAUUAAAUAUUAUUUUUAUAUUAUUAAAUAUUAUUUUUCAUUUUC
This is a messenger RNA of Hydra vulgaris (swiftwater hydra), 1130 nucleotides long. Lineage: Eukaryota; Metazoa; Cnidaria; Hydrozoa; Anthoathecata; Hydridae. The record is from RefSeq and is a predicted model, not a curated record.